Botrytis sinoallii is the source of this 378-nucleotide messenger RNA. RefSeq lists its product as uncharacterized. NCBI's taxonomy places the organism in Eukaryota, Fungi, Ascomycota, Leotiomycetes, Helotiales, Sclerotiniaceae. The record is from RefSeq and is a predicted model, not a curated record. The coding region runs from base 1 to 378 and encodes 125 amino acids. The transcript is spliced from 2 exons.
AUGUAUCUCCCAAAUGCCCAAAGUAUUUUGACCGCAGGUCUCGCUAUGACCGGCACCCUCACUAAACAAGUAGCCUCCGGACACGUCCUCGACUUCGCGGUCGAAAGCUGUCUCGACAGCGACCACAACCGACGCUGCACCGCGCCCUUCCUCGUGACGGGCGAUUCCUGCUACAAAAUCGAAUGGAGCACCGACGGAGUACUUUCUCACACCACUGUCGAAGUACGCGAUGCCGGGAGCGACGAGAUUGUGUAUUAUCGCGAUACGAAUGGCGAGUGGGAGAGUAAGAAGGGAGAAUUGGUUUAUCUGGAUUUCAAACCAAAGGUGCCGGGACAGGGAAAUAAUACGGUGGAUUGGAGUGUUAGUACUUGUAAAUAG